This is a messenger RNA of Angiostrongylus costaricensis, 309 nucleotides long. The record is from the annotation of a GenBank genome assembly. NCBI's taxonomy places the organism in Eukaryota, Metazoa, Nematoda, Chromadorea, Rhabditida, Metastrongylidae.
AUGACCAGAUCGAUAACUGCUGAUUUUCAGCAGGUCAAUCAUCUCGUUUAUGAGAUACCAAACAACAAAUAUGCUCACAAUCCAUGGAACUAUGCACCAGAAUUUCUUAAAGUGUUUGGUGACGUUCGAGUUCAUGUGGGUGGAAAAGCCGUUCUUGACUGUGUUCUCUUGGGAAGCCCACGUCCAAAAGUCUGCUGGCUGUUCAAUGAUGAUAAAAUGCGAUUCAGUGAUGUUCAAGUCGAAGAUACUGCUGACAUUUGUCGCCUGACCAUUCCGUACGUGAUGCCCUAUCAUUUCGGUAAGCACUAA